AUGCAGGGUACGGUGGCCGAAAAUGUACGGGGCAUUCUUCAACUGGACGAAGCGUUCUCAAACAAUACCUUGGACUUUUUCCUCUUGUUGAGUUCGGCGACGGGAUCAAUUGGACGCCCAGAACAUACUGCUCAUUCGACCGUGACGGCGUUCAUGUCUAGUAUUAUACAACGGCGCAAAGAGCGUGGACUGGCCGGUAGUAUAAUCCAUGCGGGAGAGGUACGUGGCAUUGGGUGUGACAAUCGCUCGCCCUACUGCCAUGACUCCAUAUCCUGGUUCCCCAUGUCCGAACGCGAUCUGGGUGAAACCCUCAGCGAGGCUAUCCUGGCUGGCUCCGGCGCUUCCAGCUGUAACCGUGAAAUUCUUGCGGGAUUGGGGCAUAUCUCCCCGCAACAACAGAAGCAGACCUGGGUUCAAGAUCCCAGACUUUGGCAUCUUGUCCUUCACCAGAACAACGGCAUGGCUCGCCAGCCGAUUGGUGAUGGCGCAGCCGACGAUCUACGACUUGAACUAGCACCGAGCUUAGAAGCAGCAGGUGAGAUAGUCGAGAGGAUGUUGAUAAAUGAGAUUCGCAAGAGGCUUCAAGUCUCUGGCGAUGAGGUCAUCACACGAAAUACGUUGAUGGUUGAGCUUGGGGUUGAUUCCCUCGUGGCGAUUGACCUGAGAACCUGGUUCUCGAAUGAGCUGUCUGUCGAUAUCCCAACUUUGAAGCUCCUUGGCGGCGCAUCCAUUGGCGACCUUGCAGACCAUGCCACCUCGAAUUCAGCCUUACUGAUAGGCCUCAAAGACGAGCAGCCUCAAAGAACCGAGGACAACACAGGGCUGUCGGAUCCCUCGGGGGAUGGCUCCCCGACAUCUUCUCAAUCCGACAGCAACUCGCUCUCGGACAGCAACCAUAGCCACGAGAGGGAUAAGAUGGUGUAUACAAAACUCGAGAGACUGUCCUUUGCACAGACGCGCUACUGGUUUCUCAAUCAAUUCCACGAGGAUAAGACUUCACACAAUGUGACCUUGCUGUUCAAAAUGGGCACGCUGCCGCGGAUAGCUGAUCUUGAAGCUGCCAUCCACCUCGUCGGUAUGAGACACGAAACGCUGAGAACUUGCUAUUUGACGGAGACGGAUGAGGGCAAGAAUCCGUAUCAAGCCAUUCUUGAAUAUUGCCCUCUUCGGCUGGAGAAGUGUCGGGUAGGAGACGAUGAAGACGUGAUGAGCGAGGUUACCAAUAUUCGUAACCAUGUGUACAGCCUGGAGAGCGGAGAGCUUGCACGGAUUCGCCUCAUCACUACAGCUGCGAAUAAAUCCCUCCUGCUUAUUGGGUGGCACCAUAUGGCGUUGGAUGCGGCAAGUUUCCACAUCUUCCUUCAUGAGCUAGGGCUAGCAUACUCGAAACAGCCGCUUCCCCCCCGUCCGAGGCAGUAUACGGACUUUGCUGCCGCACAACGGGCGGCGUAUGAGAAGGGAGAGAUGGAUCGCGAGCUGGCGUAUUGGAAAACGGAGCUUGAGCAGAUGCCGGCUCCUCUGCCCUUACUUCCGAUGGCGUCGACCGGAGUACGGCAGGCGCUGAAGAAGUACGAUCUAUAUGAUAUCAGGUCGGAUGUCGGGCCCGCGACAAUGCGUACGAUCAAGGCAGCUUGCAGAAAGCACCGGGCAUCUCCCUUCCAUUUCUUUCUCGCUGUCCUCCGCAUCUUCCUCGCUCGUCUCACCGGCGUUGACGACUUCUGCAUUGGCGUUGCGGAGUCCAACAGAUUCGAUGCCGCCAACGCAGGGAUCGUUGGGUUUUUGCUCAACCUGCUGCCACUCCGAUUUCAGUCCGGCAUUGAGGGUCAGUCAUUUGGCGAGGUGCUCACGGCCACGCGGGACAAAGCCUACAAGGCCCUCCAGAACUCAAGCGUACCCUUUGAUAAGCUGCUUGAUGAGCUGGGCGCCGCUCGAUCAACAGCGUACAGUCCCCUUUUCCAGGUUCUAAUCGACUGGCAACCGCAGACCGGCGACAAUUACAAGCUUGGAGACAUUGACAUGGUGGCCGAGAGAAUCCUACCGGCCCAAACGGCGUAUGACCUGACGCUUCUGAUCGGGGAGUCUGCAGACGGUGGAGCUAUCGUCAACGUCCGCGCUCAAAGCUCCCUGUAUGAUCGUAAAGCAGCUGAGCUUAUCGCGCGUGGGUUCAUGGAGCUCGUUGAAGCCCUGGCGACAGACUUCAGCCAACCGGUCGAUGAUACCCCCAUGUACCAAUCGGAGGCGGAGCACGCCAUCAAGCUCGGGGAAGGCCCAUUGUUAGCCACGGCAUGGCCAGAGACGAUCUCCCGGAGAGUUGAUGAGGUUUCGGACAAAUACCCGGAUCGUAUUGCAGUAAAGGACACAGAAGGCCGGGAGCUCACAUACAAGGGGCUGGCUGACCGGACCACUCUGCUGGCAGCCAGACUUCUUGAGCUUCGCGUCGCCCCUGGCUCACCAGUCUGUCUGUUCAUGCAGCCCACCGCAGACUGGGUGUGUUCCAUGUUGGCUAUAUGGAAGGUGAACCUGGUUUAUGUCCCGCUCGACCUGAGGAACCCCGUUGCGCGACUGGCGAGCAUGGUUCAGGAUUGCCAGCCGCGCGUCAUCAUCUGCCAGGACAAUACGGCGGCAGAGGUUGAAGCCCUAGGAUUCCCAGCCGCGCAGGUGCUCAACAUCUCCCACCAGAAUGCUGACACCGAGAUCUCAACGGUGGUCGAGAACAAAUCAGAUCCCCAGGCCCGAUGCACAAUCCUCUAUACCAGCGGCACCACGGGCCGGCCAAAGGGCAUCCAGCUUCGGCAUUCCAGUCUGCGAAACGAAGUGGAAGGAUACACGAAGCGAUGGCAGCUUGGUGCAGAGACUGCCCUUCAACAAGGGGCAAUGACUUUCAACCACUCGCUGGAUCAGAUGCUGGUUGGGCUUUGCAACGGUGGCCGCGUCAUUGUUGUCUCGCGCUCCCUCCGCGGCGAUCCAGUCUCGUUGACGAAACUGAUAGUAGACGAGCAGGUCACCUACACGAAAGCGACGCCGUCAGAAUAUUCCACCUGGCUUCAGUACGGUUCCGAUUCACUGUCCCGAGCCUCGACCUGGUUGUUUGCCUUUGGUGGUGGCGAGCACUUGACAACUUCGUUGGCUCAAAGGUUUCGAGCUCUAGAGCUGCCGCAACUACGUCUGUUCAACUCCUAUGGGCCGGGCGAAAUCACCAUCUCCUCGCACAAGUGCGAGAUUGACUACAAGGACGAAGGAUCAGCGCCACCAGGGAAUAUCUAUCCCGUUGGCGAGUCACUGCCAAACUACAGUGUUUACAUCGUAGACAAGAAGAUGCGAUGUGUGCCGCGCGGCGUUUCCGGUGAGAUACUCAUUGGAGGCGCAGGGCCCUGCAUGGGAUAUCUGAAUAUGGACUCCUUGAACGAAGAGAAGUUCAUUCGCAACCCGUUUGCUCGCCCCGAAUAUCUCAGCCAGGGAUGGACCCGAGCGUAUCGGACCUUCGACCGGGGCCAUCUCCUCAGCGACGGCAGCCUGGUCAUCCAGGGCCGGCUUGAUGGCGACACGCAGGUGAAGCUUCGUGGUCUUCGUAUCGAGCUCGGCGACAUCGAGAGCACCAUUCUCGAAGUGGCAAAUGGGCUAUUGGACCAUGUCGUCGUGUCUGCCCGUGGGGAGAAGGACCAAUUCCUAGCUGCUCAUGUUGUUUUCUCUCCGCAGUUCCACGGCGACGUGGAUCAGUUCUUGAAGCAGAUGAAGUUUCGUUUGCCGCUACCGCAGUAUAUGUGCCCCGCGCUUUUCGUUCCAGUUGAGCAGCUUCCGCUCAAUAUCCACGGCAAGUUCGACCGCAGGGCGGUUGAAUCGUUGCCUCUCCCCAGGGUUUCGCAGACUAGUAACCCAGCCAGCCCCAGCAAUACGUUAUUGACGCCUGCGGAAUCGGCAAUGCGGAAUACAUGGAGCAAAGUCCUAAACGAUGAAGGCUUUAUCAACAUGUCUGACAUCGACAGCGGGACUGACUUUUUCAUGGUAGGCGGAAGCUCCGUGCUGCUGGUCAAGCUUCAGGCAAUGCUUCAUGAGGAGCUCGGGGCGGUGGUACCGCUGGUCGAACUGUUCGAGCACAGCACCCUAGGUGCAAUGGCCGUGACAGCCGAAGCCGUGAGGCAAACGAACGCCAUCGAUUGGGAAGCUGAAACAUCCAUCGACGAUAUUGUCGCCUUUCAGCUACCACCUGCAGUUCCACCGAGUGCAUCCGUGCAGAAAAGCGGCCUCACUGUUGUCCUCACUGGGGUAACCAGCUUUCUAGGCAGAGAAAUCCUGCGGCUCCUCGUCGCUGACCCUAAGGUGGCUCACAUCCACGCAGUUGCCGUACGCUCCAGAGUGGGCAGCAAACGCCCUCUUCCCGACCCCCAUCCCAAUCUGACAUUGCAUGAUGGUGAUCUCUGCAGUCCAUACCUCGGACUCAGCGCCUCUGCCUUCGCCUCGCUUGCCACAAUCGCGGACGUAGUGAUCCACAACGGUGCCAACCGUUCCUUGUGGGACGAUUACCAAGUCGUGAGAGAGGCCAACGUGGCCAGUACCAAGACUUUGAUCACACUCACCCUCGCCAGCAGCCGUCGCGUCCCUAUCCAUUUCAUUUCCAGCGGCGAACUCGCGAGCAUGGCCGCGGACGGCGCGACCCCCGCCCAAAACGGGCAACAGGGAUACCUUGCCUCCAAGUGGGCGAGCGAACGGCUGCUGCAGAGAGCUGCGGCGGAAUUUGGCAUCCCUACUAUUGCCCACCGUUUAACCAAGAAGAUCGUGAAGCCCACUUCGCCACAGGCCGUGUUGGAUAAGUGCCGCUCCAUCGCUUGCCAGAUGCGUUGUCUUCCUACGAAGGGAGGCUGGGAGGGCAUUUUAACCUUUACUCCAACCAAUGUCCUGGCCAUGGAUAUUUCUGCGAAGGUCCUAGAUGUUAAUGCAGGUGGCAAUGCACCGGCAGCCCAUAAAGAACUGGUUGUUCACGAACAUCAGGCAACGGUGCAGGUGAGCAUAGCCGAUAUAAUAACAGCAACACGAGAGACGAGUGAGCCGGUGGACAACUAUGAUAAACUGAUAUUCCCAUACUGGAUUGGGCGGGCCAGGAGAGAGUUUGAUUUUGGAUUGUUUGUAACUGGGCACGAUGUGGUCGUGGGCGAGGGGGAGAAAAAGAGUAUUACUGUUGUUUAG
Molecule: messenger RNA, 5181 nt
Organism: Aspergillus versicolor CBS 583.65
Lineage: Eukaryota; Fungi; Ascomycota; Eurotiomycetes; Eurotiales; Aspergillaceae
Exons: 2
Coding region: 1-5181 (1726 amino acids)
Biological process (GO): amino acid activation for nonribosomal peptide biosynthetic process; secondary metabolite biosynthetic process
Cellular component (GO): cytoplasm
Molecular function (GO): phosphopantetheine binding; catalytic activity
Source: RefSeq, a predicted model, not a curated record